Messenger RNA from Homarus americanus (American lobster), 3002 nucleotides. RefSeq names its product uracil phosphoribosyltransferase homolog (gene kri). Bases 260 to 1054 code for a protein of 264 amino acids. The transcript is spliced from 8 exons. NCBI's taxonomy places the organism in Eukaryota, Metazoa, Arthropoda, Malacostraca, Decapoda, Nephropidae. The record is from RefSeq and is a predicted model, not a curated record.
AAAAACCGACAUACGAUGUAUUCGGCAACGUAGUAAUUCUUUGCCCAAGCAGCUAACGAGCCGAUCAGUGGUGAAGAGGAUAAAAGAAUAUUUUGUGACGUAACUUGUCUUGAUGGAAGGAGAAUUGUGAGCAGUGCACACUGUACUCUGUACAGUAUACUUAGGGGUUGACAGGACUGAAUUGUCAAUAGUAGUAAGAGGCUUUUGAAUUUUCAAGGCUUUACUGAAGACAAUCUAGUGUGUGUACAGGCCUUCCAUAAUGGGUACUAUGAGUGAGGUGGUCACAUCACGACCUCCCACAUUUGAGAAGAAGGCAUCUACUACUCAAGCACCCAUUGCUGACAAGCAGAAACCUAGCAUGUGCUCUGAUCAGCAUGGUACCCAGAAUGUCGAUAAAUCUGAUUCAUGCAUUGAAUGUCAGCUACAACCGGUUGAAUCCUUUGGCCCAUACUUCAGGUUGAUUCCUUGUAGUGGUCAGGUUAAGGAACUGCAGACAAUCAUCCGUGACCGAAAUACAUCAAGAAGUGACUUCAAAUUUUACGCUGACAGAUUAAUUCGUCUGGUGGUUGAAGAGGGUCUUAAUCAGCUGCCUUACUCUGACUGCACCAUUACCACUCCAACUGGGUGGCAAUACCAGGGCUUGCAGUUUGUCAAAGGCAAUUGUGGAGUUUCCAUUGUCAGGUCUGGAGAAGCUAUGGAACAGGGGUUACGAUCAUGUUGCCGAUCCAUCAGGUUGGGGAAGAUUCUAGUCGAAUCUGAUUUGGAAACCCACGAGGCACGGGUUGUGUACGCAAAGUUUCCAGAUGAUAUAAGCCAACGGAAAGUUCUCCUGAUGUACCCCAUUAUGAGUUCAGGCAACACAGUGAUCAAAGCAGUUAAUGUCCUUCAAGAACAUGCAGUAGAUGAAGAAAACAUCAUUCUUCUCAACUUGUUUUCCACCCCAGCAGCGGCUCGCACCAUCACUGGGGCUUUCCCAAAAAUGCACAUUCUUACUUCAGAGGUUCACCCAGUUGCACCAAACCACUUUGGUCAGAAGUACUUUGGUACUGACUAAUAACAAUGAGUGUUGGCAAUUAGAACAAUUCAUAUAUGUACAGGAGACUGGAUAAGGCCUGAGACACCAGAUCUCACAUCUAGCAUGAAUUCUACUAGAAGCAAUGGGGGUAAAAUACACCAUCUGGCAAUGUAAAAAAAAAAUCUGGCAAAUCAAUACUGUACACUGCAUGUCCUAUAUUAUUCCGAAGCAAGAUGCUAGGAGGAUAAUUUUGGUGAUGUGGUUUGCCGUUUAGGACACAAGCUAUUUUAGACCUAACAAUGUAAUUUUUAUAUUUUUAGGCACAGUACUGUAUGCUCGAUAUUUUCUUAUGUAUGAAUGGAAAAAAUGUGGGAAUCACUAUUAAAAAUAGGAUUGGCCAGAUUUUCCAUCUUAACAGAUAUUUAUUUCUUUACAAAAGAAAGGCCCCCAAAAAACUUCCAGAGCACAGUGUACAUUAUUUGUAAUUCAUUACAGCUAUGUAAUUAUGAAGACAAUAAUAAUCACUGUAUUUUCAACAAUCUUAGAUCAUCUUAAAAGCACAAUAAUAAUGGCUAAUUUGGUGGAUUUUAUGUAUUUUCCUGUCUGACAGUUUUGUCAAAUGCAAGAUGCGAGAUCUUGUGUGUCUUGCGCCUAAAUGAAAAUUAGGUAUGUAGAGAUGCCAAGUGAGAUGAAGUUCAAGUUGCCAUAGAUGUGUGCAGUAUGAAUCAGUUUCAUUAUGGGUGAGUUGCUUUACUUGUAAGUGCAGAUGCACAUCAGUUUGUUAAACUUAUCAUUUAUGAUACUGUACUGUAUUAAAAAUGUACACAGAUGUACGGGCUAUAUUCUUCAAGGUAGUUAGGCUGCAUUUGCAGUAUUAGCUUUUAUUUAUAUUUUCAUAUUAUUUAUACACCUUAUUUCUAUAUUUCUUCUAAAUACUAAAUUUGGCAAGUGUUAUUGUACAGAAUGCAAGAUAUUCUUUAAUUCACUGAAAGUAUCUUGAGUUUAAGUAGUUAAUAACGAUAUGCUGUGAUUCAUUUAGUCCAGUUUAUUAGUUAACACUGCCAAGUAAUGUAUAUAGAAAUUACUUUAUAGAGAAAAUAUGUGAUUCACUCAGUACAGUAUAUAUAUAAAGGGUCAGAGUAUGAAUUUUAUAUAAAAUAAGGAGUAAAUCAUGAAAAGGCAAUGUGAAAAAAGAUGACCCAUGAUGACCAAUGUUAUGUGACUAUAAACAGAAUUCGCCCUUAUCCCAGCUGUUUCUCCCUCGCUGUUCAUCUUAUAUUUAUAUAAAUUUUAAAACAGGCUAAUUGUUUCUGGAGUUUUUCAUUGAUACGAAGUAUCUUGCUUCAAUAAAUUCUGGUAAGAUUUUCAAGUGGUUUAAGCUGUUAAAGAGAGGAAUAGCUUGGCUUGCUGCAGCUUCCAUUGAGGUACAGGGCAAUUCAAAUUGUUUGAAUAGUAAUUUCAUGCAUUUAUUAUUUUAUUUUUUCAAACUACCGAGUCUCAGCUCCAUCUCAUCCUGUUACUCUCACCAUCAUCUCGUCUCAUUGUAACUACCAAUUUGUCCCCAGAACAUUCCUAUGUUUGGGAGUCCAUGCCUCCUAUUCACCUUCUCUCGGAUAGAAACAUGUCAGUCUGUCACUCAAGACCAGAACGACACAGUUUCUUAAGUGGUAAAUGGAGGACAUAAGAAUAUUUUAUUAUUUGCAUCAUUUUACAUAACUUGAUGCAGCUGACUCCCAUUUAUACAAAUGUACAUCACAUGCCAUGUACUGCAUUUGAUACCGAGUGGCAAAUCUUUCCAUUUUUGUCCUAUACUCAAUUAACUAAAAUAAGUAAUACAUGUAUUUAUGACUGCACAAUCUUUAUAAUUGCAAUUUUUUUAGCAAAGCUUACAUGGGCUUGCGAUAAUUUUUAAGCCUAUUUCAAGCAAUAUUUCUCAAAGAAAAAAGUUAUGUAUACUGUGUCCAAAGUUAAAUAAAUAAAGAAAGUU